Molecule: messenger RNA, 3470 nt
Organism: Nyctereutes procyonoides (raccoon dog)
Lineage: Eukaryota; Metazoa; Chordata; Mammalia; Carnivora; Canidae
Gene: TXNDC16
Product: thioredoxin domain containing 16
Exons: 22
Coding region: 468-2990 (840 amino acids)
Source: RefSeq, a predicted model, not a curated record
CGCUCCGCAGGCCGACCCCAGUGUGCGCUGGUGGCCGCAGGCGCGGGGGGCGGGAGUGCUGCGCCCUAGUAGGUAGGCGCGGCUGCUCGCCGCUACCCUCCGGCGAGACUCGGCCCCGCCUUCUGCUUCUCCUUGGCGAGGCGGGAACCGUCGGCCGCGGGAACCUUCUGGCUUCCUCAGACUAGAUCUUGCCCGCAGGUCUUGGGCAGGUAGUAUAGAUCAUCAGUAGAAAAACUUCCUGAAAGAAGAAAUUGUUCAAGAGAAAUUUGAAAGUAGCAAAACAGAAGACAAGUAAUUGACAACAGAUGCAGAGGACAGCAUGGAAAUUUUACUUCAUUCAUUUGUUUAACAAAUUUAUUCAGCAAAACUUUGUUAAACACCUACUCUUCCUAGGUAUUAUCCUAGGCAACAGGACCACAACACUGAACAAAACAGAAAAAUCUCCUGCCUGUGUAUAACUACAGCUGAUGAUGUCUUCCAGUUUCAAUAUAUUUAGAGUUGGCAUCUCUUUUGUCAUAAUGUGCAUUUUUUAUAAGUCAGCAGUAGACUCUCUAUCAGAACUGAGUCCUCAGAAAUAUUUCAGUACAUUGCAACCAGGAAAAGCUUCCUUAGCUUAUUUUUGUCAAGCUGAUUCUCCAAGAACCUCUAUAUUUCUUGAAGAACUGAAUGAGGCUGUUACACCUCUCCAGGACUAUGGAAUUUCAGUUGCAAAGGUUAAUUGUGUCAAAGAAGAAACAUCAAGAUACUGUGGAAAAGAAAAGGAUUUGAUGAAAGCAUAUUUAUUCAGGGGCAACAUCUUACUUAGAGAAUUCCCUACUGAUGUCUUGUUUGAUGUGAAUGCCAUCGUUGCCCAUGUUCUCUUUGCUCUUCUUUUUAAUGAAGUAAAAUAUAUUACCACCCUGGAAGACCUGCAGAACAUAGAAAAUGCUCUGAAAGGAAAAGCCAACAUUGCAUUCGCCUACGUAAGAGCCAUUGGAACACCAGAGCACAGAGCAGUCAUGGAAGCUGCUUUUGUGUAUGGGACCACAUACCAGUUUGUCCUAACCACGGAAACUGCCCUUUUGGAAAGUAUUGGCAAUGAGGAUAUAGAAAAUGCACAUCUCUACUUUUUUCAUUGUAAACAAGUCUUGGAUUUGACUCUGCAAUGUAGAAGAACACUGAUGGAACAGCCACUGACUACAUUGAAUAUUCAUCAAUUUAUUAAGACAAUGGAAGCACCUCUGCUGACUGAAGUUACUGAAGACCCUCAACAGGUUUCAACUAUUCAUCUCCAACUAGGAUUACCACUGGUUUUUAUUGUUAGUCAGCAAGCGACAUAUGAAGCUGACAGAAGAACUGCAGAAUGGGUUGCUUGGCGUCUUCUGGGGAAAGCAGGAGUUCUACUCUUGUUAAGGGACUCUUUGGAAGUAGACAUUCCUCAGCAUGCUAAUGUGAUCUUCAGAAGAGCAGAAGAGGGAGUGCCAGUGGAAUUUUUGGUGUUAGAUGAUAUUGAUUCACUAAUAUCCCAUGUGGAAAGUAAUGUGGACAUUGAAGAAAUUCAAGAAGAUGAAGAUGAGGACACGAAAAGUCCAAAUAUGGAUGUUCAAGAUGAUGAAGUGGCAGAAACUGUUUACAGAGAUAGGAAGAGACCCUUACCUUUGGAACUCACUGUGGAACUAACAGAAGAGACAUUUAACACGACAGUAGUGGCUUCUGAUAGCAUAGUGCUUUUCUAUGCUGGUUGGCAAGCGGUAUCCAUGGCAUUUCUGCAAUCCUAUAUCGAUUUGGCAAUUAAAUUGAAAGGCACAUCCACUAUGCUACUCACUAGAGUGAACUGUGCAGAUUGGUCUGAUUUAUGUACCAAGCAAAAUGUUACUGAAUUUCCUGUUGUAAAGAUGUACAAGGAAGGCAAGAAUCCGGUGUCUUACGCUGGUAUGCUAGGAACUGAAGAUCUCCUAAAAUUUAUCCAGCUCAGCAGGAUUUCAUGCCCAGUGAACAUAACAUCUGUACAAGAAGCAGAAGAAUAUUUAAGUGGGGAAUUAUAUAAAGACCUGAUCUCCUACUCUAGUGUGUCAGUGCUGGGACUAUUUAGCCCAAACAUGACAACAGCAAAAGAAGAUUUCACUGAAGCAGGAAACUACCUACAAGGAUAUGUUAUCACUGGGAUUUAUUCUGAAGAAGAUGUUUUGAUACUGUCAGAUAAGUAUGCUGCAACCCUUCCAGCCCUGCUGCUGUCCAGACACAAAGAAGGCAAAAUAGAGAGCAUUCCAUUAGCUAACUCCCAUGCACAAGACAUAAUUCAAAUAACAACAAAUGCAUUACUGGAAACAUUUCCAGAAAUCGCUGUGGAAAAUCUUCCCAUUUAUUUAAGACUUCAGAAACCAUUACUUAUUUUAUUCAGUGAUGGCAGCAUAAAUCCUCAAUAUAAAAAAGCAAUAUUGAUGCUGGUAAAAGAGAAACACUUGGAUUCACUUACCCCUUGCUGGUUAAAUCUAAAGAAUACUCCUGUGGGAAGAGGAAUCUUGCAGUCAUAUUUUGAUACUAUGCCUCCCCUUCCUCUUCUUGUUGUGGUCAAUCUACAUUCAGGUGGCCAAGUAUUUGCAUUUCCUUCAGACCAGGCUAUCACUGAACAAAACCUUUUAUUGUGGCUUAAGAAACUAGAAGCAGGACUUGAGAAUCAUAUCAGCCAGCAUUACCUGGAUACCAAAACCAGACAAAGAUACUACAAAAAAGAGAACAUUACAGCAAUUUUACCCUCUCAGGAAUGGAAACCUCCUCUUCCUGCUUAUGAUUUUCUAAGUAUGAUGGAUGCUACAGCAUCUCAACAUCCCACAAGGAAAGAUCCUGAGUGUACAAAAGAAACAGAUGUGCAGGAGAAUGAUAAAAAACAACAUGAAGAUAAAUCAGCAAUCAUAAAAGAACCAAUUGAAACACUGAGAAUAAAGCAUUGGAAUAGAAGUAAUUGGUUUAAAGAAGGAGAAAAAUCAUUUAGGCAUGAUAAAGAGUUAUAAUGCUCUAAAGAGCUGGUUUCAUAGAGCUGUGGAGAGCUUUACAGUCUUUUUAGUUUAUUUGAUAGACUGAAGAAUUUAUUAAAAAAUAUUAAAUCAUUUCAAGUUUCUACACCAGUGUUGUCCAAUGGAAAUAUAAUGUGAGCCAUAUAUGUAAACUUGGAAUUUUCUAGUAGUACAUUUUUUUAAAAAAGUAAAAAAUGAGCAUGUGAAAUUAAUUUUAAUCUUUCACCCAGUAAGUAUACCCAAAAUAGCUAAGUUAAGGGGAUCCCUGGGUGGCUCAGCGGUUUAGCAUCUGCCUUAGGCCCAGGAUGUGAUCCUGGAGUCCUGGGAUCAAGCCCCGCAUCAGGCUCCACGCAUGGAGCUUGCUUCUCCCUCUGCCUGUGUCUCUGCCUCUCUCUCUCUCUCUCUGUCUCCCUGUGUGUCUCUCAUGAAUAAAUAAUUUUUUAAAUAGCUAAGUUAAAUAAAAAUUGAGAUAUUUUA